UACUUUUCACUUUGGAUUGCGAGUUUCAUUGCCGUCUGAAGUCGGACAGGCAACGAUUCUUUUCUUGCAAUCCGUUUUUUGGAGCUUCUUCUUUCCGGAAUCUCUCCAACUGUUCGAUUGUGAGUCGUUGUAACGAUGGAGAGGAGGAGCCCCGUGAGCGGGUUUCUCCCCAUUCUCCUGCUGUGUCUACUGUUGAUAGCCAUAUCGUGUGCAAACGAGAAUGAGCAAGAAGCAAGCCUCAGCAGGAGCAAGCGACAAACGUCAUUAGUAUGGCCAUCGCAGCAGUACGCAGCGCCCCUUCACUGCUACAAUGCACUCAUGUUGCGCCUGCCGGCUGUCAGUCCGACUGGCGCCGCCGAUUCGUUCCUUGUCGUCGAGUAUCGCAUGGCCAGCCCGCCCGGCCCAUGGCAGGUGCGCACGACGCCGUUCUCGACCCGAUUCUUCCGGUUGGACGGGCUGCAGGCGUUCACGGCAUACGAUGUGCGCUUUGCUGAGCGUACGUUGCAGCAACAACAGUCAGCGUACAGUAACACUCUCCAACUGACAACCAACCAACCACAGCAAUACUGUUGGCGCGAAGACAGCUGGGUGGAGUCCAAAACUACAGCCAAUUCCAUCACGGUUCAGCUUCACCCAGUGGGACAGCCCAUAGUCAAUACUACAGUGCAAGGUCUCUUUCUUCAGUAUUAUUUCGACAGGAAUGGUGACGGUGACAUCACCAGGGAUGAGCGUAACAACGACGGAUACCAGCGAGCUCCCUACGCCUCCGAGCAUGAGAUCAUCGGCCUCCGGCCGGACACUCAGUAUCGACUCAACGCACCCGUCUACUUCAACCCGCCGCAGUCCCCAGUACAGACUCUGGGCUUGUUUGUUCGGACCCUUGCACCAGAUUCCCCUGUGUGGCGCAAGCCAGCGUACAAUGUCAGCUCCCUGUCACCGACAGGUGUUGAUAUUUUCGUUCCCACUAUGCCCGCGCACUUUCCACGCUACGUGAUUGAUCAGCGAUACUUGCAGUCGGAUGGCACCUGGACAGCUUGGUCCAGACUUGGAGGGCUCUCGCUGCGAGGUUCUGUCCGUUCUCUGACUUCCUUGAUUCCAGAUCGCCGCUACCAAGUCCGUGCGCGAGGAUUCAUUUCUGUAUCAAACAUGUCAGCCUGGGGCGCCCCGCUCACAAUCCAGCCUAGAACCGACAGAACUCUUGUCUGGCGCUGGGAUAGUCUCAGAAUCAACGAGAUGGAUCCUACGGCCCUGAGCUUCUACUUUCCGCGAGCACUUCUGCCCAGCAUACGGAAUGAUGUCGUCACUUACGGUGUGGACUAUCGGAGAGUUGUUAUCACCGCACGGAGAGUACGGCUAGGCGGCCGUUCCAUCCUUUUUUACCGACACGAUGCAAGCGCAUGGCAGACGAUCACCGUCCCAUCUGAGCCCGACUGGUUCACAGUCCCCGAUGCCAUAUCUGCAGCGACGUAUGAUGUGCGCGCCAUCGGCCUGGAUGCGCUGGGCGAGCCAGUUACGGAGUUGUCCGCCGUGUUUCGUACUGCACCUGCACCCACCUGGGGGAGCAACCCUGUUGAUUUUCUUCGCAAGACCCAGACCCGUGCCGUCCUGCGGCUGCCAGCAUUCAGCAGUACCGAUGCCACACGUAUGCUGGUUCGCUACCGCCCUGUGUCCGGCGCAGGCGACGGUGACUGGGCGAUCAUAUCGAUAGAUGCUCCCGGUCAGCCGGAGCUCUUGCUAGCCAACCUGACGGGCGAUACGGAGUACGAGGUGACUGCCCAGUUUCUCGUCGGCGAAAAGCCACUUUCACUGCCGUCGUCUGCUCUUAAGUUCAGCACACUCUCAAACGCUGUACCUGCGUUUCCGGAUCAGGCCGCAGCUGACUACCUUAAUGGCCCCAGUCGAGUUGGCCUGGUCGUUCCGGGCACAUCGGAACAGGACGUCAGUAUCCGCUACCGUUACAAGCCUCAGGACAGUGACACUCCGUACUCUACCUGGCAGGUCAUUACGAUUCGCUCGGAACAGACGCAGGCAGAAGUGUCCACUGUGGUGAUCACCAGCCUCCCAGCCAGCAGUGAUGUUCAGGCACAGCUGAUCAAUCGAACGGACAGUGGCGAAACGCUUGAGGGCGGCACGGUCCAGAGACAAACAUCGGCAGCUGGAACACCGGUGUGGCCUCGGCCUCCGGUUUCUAAUUUAACUACAACAUCUGCCGUUCUCAAUCUGCCAACGCUGCCUGGUGCUACUCUACCUUAUUUGGAGUAUCGCUUUGCUAACGCGGAUAACAACUAUGAAGGACAGGCAUGGCAGCGUCGUGAGAUUCAGGAUGGUCGCCGUCAGGCCACGCUUGACAAUCUGCGACCAGGUUCUAUUGUUCAGGCAAGAGCUCAGUACAGAAUUCAGACCGGCCUGUCGGCAUUCUCGCCUCCGCUCACGUUCGUCGUGCCCUUUCCCACAUCAUUUACCAUCCAAGCUUUCGGUGGCGGACCAUCUACCAUGUAUCGAGUAACUGCUGCAAAGCUGGGAACUGGUGAGGGAGGCUCCUCUGCUUGGAAUGUGUUGAGCACAACUGACCUGCAGGGAUCCGAGUUCCCACACACCAUCACCGGGCUGAGCCGUGGCUUUCACUCAUUUCGGGUCGAUGAGAUCUCCACCGUGGAGCCCUGCACCCGAACCACCAUCUUCACUCUCCAAUCAAGCAAUGGCUAUCAAGGUACCACCGUAGUGCCAGACUGGCAAACUGCAGCCCGUCCGAUCAUUUCCAGUGUCGGAGUCACAUUCGGCGUGAGCCGUGCGAACGUCAGCGCUCCAGUAUUGCCGGUGCAACCAACGGUUGACCAGCUGUAUGUGAUGGAAUACCGAGCUGCAACAGGCAAUGCUGACUGGAUUAGAUUGAGAGUGAGCAGUUCCCCUGUGCCAAUACCGGAAGAUCUCGCUGAUGGUGUGUAUGAAGUUCGUUUUGGCCUUACCAAUGCGGAGGGGAGCACGUCAUCUUUCAACUACGCACAUCAGUUCUGCGUGCAGAGCAGAGUGCUCUCACCCAUCAUACCUGGCGACUUCAUCCAGCAUUCGUACAUAUUGAGCUGUUUCAGUCGCAUCACGGCGACUCUUCCCACCUUUGCUACGGAUGCCGAGAGGCAAGCGUUGUCCGGCUGGAUACUGAGCUGGGGCAAUGUAGGCCGCUCCAACAGGAUAGCUCGAGCUCCCAUUGCUGCCACAUCUGUGUUGCUGGCUCCAUUCGUGGGCGAUGGUCAGUAUGAAGUCAGCUACUUUGGAACCCUUGUGGGAGGUGAUCGGGUUCGAUUCAGCAAUCCCAUCCCGUUUGAAGUGCGAGGCCUUGGAUCGAUGGUUGUGGCGUUCAACCAAAGGGACUCCACAGUUCCCGAGUACACACUGCGUGUGUAUGCAUUCGACCCGAGCCGAAAUGACUUUGACGUCUUCUUCCAGCAAGGUGGCCUUGCCGCUGGGGACUUUCCCUACACCGUGUACAACACAACCUGUGGCCAUUAUGUUAGCACUGUGGAUGCUAGGGAUAGUAGUGGUGGAGUACGGACGGUGUUCACGCUCUUUCUAAGCCAGUCUGUAUCAGUGGCACCCACCCUUUUACAGUAUCCCGGUAAUAUGGUGCAAGUGAUGCUGGGCACGGUACAAAUCAAUCUGCCACAGCUGACUCCAGAGCAGCUGGCCAUGUACAACAGGUUCAUACUGCGCUACAGGCGGCUGGGAUCGGGCCCAUGGCAAGAGGAGCAGCUGAGCACCACUGCCACGACACACCAGCUAACACUGACGGGUGGCGUCUACCAGCUGCAACUUCGUGCUGAGGGAAGCAAUGGAGAUUCCAUCACAAAUGUGCCGGUCACGUUCACAGUGCCAUCUUCGGCUAAUAUACAAGUGGGUGCACCUUCUGGCCAAGUACUUGACCCAACCCACUCCUACACAAUCUAUCUGUAUAGAUAUGAUGCUGGGAGCGGCUCAUUUGUUCAGAAUGAGGUUUCAGAGCAGCUAAAUGCCGCUGACUUUCCCUAUGGCUUCACCGGUGUUGGCGGAGGUUAUUAUGUUGCUACGGUAGUAGCAACUGAACCAGAUGGUGACCAAUCCACAAGGAGCGCGCAGUUCUUCGCUCUCCAAGCAGCUGACGCACCGGAUAUACUGCCGCAGUCGCGUAUUAGGGUUCUAUCAGCUGGCCCAGGAGUUGGUCAAGUGCGUGUUGACUUCCCUGCAUUGAGCAGUGCCCAACGUGCUCAGUUCAGUUCAUUUGCUGUACGCAUUCGGCCAUUCGGUGGUCGGAACUGGACAACCCACCAAUAUAGUAGUUCCCUCGCGUCGACAACUCUACCCGGAACCUAUCCGGAUGGCAACUACGAGCUGCUGGUAGACGCGCUGGGCGGUGACCAGAAGCUGUCGGGCAUUCCGUCUGUCUUCCCGUUGCGAGGAUUUGGCGACUACGAGAUUAGAGCUCCAGGUGGACCGGCCGCUCCUCAAUACAUCAUCACGCUGUACAAAUACGACCCCAACAGUAUGGACUUUGUUGCGCAGCAGAGGGUUCCCGGUCUGACUGCUACCAGUUUCCCGUACAGCAUUGGCAAUGUUGGCGCCGGGUCUUACGGUACAUCCGUUGUUGCAGCGUCGUCCGCUGGGCUCCUGUCAUCACGGUCAUCCGAGUACACUACAUUUGGAAAUGCUGGUGCAGCACCAUUGUUGCAGUAUGGCAGUCAACUGAUCACAGCCCAAGCUGUCAGGCCAGGCCAGAGCCAAAUAACAGUCAACCUUCCAGCGUUGAGUGCCAGCCAGAGAGCCGAGUACGGCACGUUUGAGAUCUCUUUCCGUCGCGUCGGAGACACUUGGAGAACCAGCCGCACGAGCACGUCAAGCUCGACAUAUGUCGUACCCGGGACGUACUCGGACGGCAGCUAUGAAGUGAAAGUGGCUGCGCUGUCCAACGGUGGUCAGCCCAGUCUGGUCAAUGUUCCAUUCACGUUUCCACUGCAAGCUGUCGGUAACAUGGUCGUGAAUGCUCCAGCUGGUCCACCUGUACCUGGUGCUGAAUACAUCAUAACAGUGUACCGUUAUGACGCCAGCACACAGGACUUCAUGCCAGUGCAGGAGAUCCGCAGUCUGACUGCCAACAGCUUCCCGUACAGCAUCAGUGGCAUAGGUUCCGGCUCGUAUGCCGUGACCAUUGGCACUGUUGUGAAUGGCGCCUGGUCGAGCAGAUCGGCGACGUACAGCACAUAUGGAGGUGGAGAUGCAGUACGAGUCCUCGCAUAUCCGAGCCAGCUGAUCAGCAGUGUUGCUGCUGGUCCCGGCACAAGCACAGUGCGAAUCAAUCUACCACAGCUGUCUGCCUCGCAGAGAGCUGAAUUCAAUAACUUUGAGGUGUACUAUCGCCGUAUUGGUGACGCAGAUUGGGUCGUGGGUCGAACUGGUCUGGUUAGUGAUAGCUAUGCAAUUCCCGGUGUACUUGCUGAUGGCGAUUACGAGGCAAAGGUGCGUCUGGUGUCAGGUGAUGGCCAGUCUGCACUCUCCAACAUCCCAGUUAGAUUCACGCUCAGAGCGUUGGGUGUCAUUAUCGUACCUGCGCCACCCGUUAGCCCUAUAGGUACCCAGUACACGGUCACCCCGUACCGAUAUGAUGCAAGCACCAUGCAAUACAGACAACUGCCGGAGAUUAGCGGCCUGUCUGGAAGUAGCUUUCCAUACAGUCUGAGUGGAAUAGGGUCUGGAUCGUAUGCUGUUGCCGUGAGCUCCAUGUCGGCGACUGGAGCUAGCUCAACCAGAUCAAUCUCGUACAACACAUAUGGCAAUGCAGAUGCUCCCAACAUCCUUCAGCUUCCGGGCAACUUGGUCUCAACGCGAGCUGUAAGACCUGGCGGAAGCGAAGUGCAAGUAAGCCUGCCAACAUUGAGUCCAAGUCAGCUAGCCGAAUACAGGAACUUUGAGAUAGGUUUCCGACGCUUGGGCAGUACUCAGUGGCUAACUGAUACCACCGGUAUUUCUAGUGGCACUUACACCUCUCCAGGAACGUUUUUUGAUGGAAACUAUGAAGUUCGAGUGCAAGCAGUGGGCAACGACGGGAGCAGACUGGUCUCGAUUCCUCGCAGAUUCCCGACUCAAGCCACAGGUAACAUGGUCGUGAAUGCUCCAGCUGGCCCACCGGUACCUGGUGCUGAAUACAUCAUAACAGUGUACCGGUACGACGCCAGCACACGGGACUUCAUGCCAGAGCAGGAGAUCCGCAGGCUGACUGCCAACAGCUUCCCGUACAGCAUCAGUGGCAUAGGCUCCGGCUCGUAUGCCGUGACUAUUGGCACCGUUGUGAAUGGCGCCUGGUCCAGCAGAUCAGUGGCCUACAAUACAUAUGGAGGUGGAGAUCCUGCGCAAGUCCUCGUAUACCCAGCACAGCUGAUCACUUCUAGUGCUCUUGUUCCUGGCUGGAGCACGGCGCAAAUCAAUCUGCCCCAGCUGUCUUCCCCGCAGCGAGCUGAAUUCAGUAACUUUGAGGUGUACUACCGCCGAAUUGGUGACGCUAAUUGGAUCGUGGGUCGGGCUGGUCUGGAGAGUGAUAACUAUUUGAUUUCUGGUGUGCUUGCCGAUGGAGAUUACGAGGCAAUGGUGCGUCUUGUGUCACGUGAUGGCCAGUCUGCACUCUCCAACAUCCCAGUUAGAUUCACGCUCACAGCGUUGGGUGAUAUUGAUGUACCUGCUCCAACCGGUACACUGCCAGGGUCCCAAUACACCGUCACUCUGUACCAAUUUGACACAACCCAGAUGCAAUACACACAGCUACGCGAGAUUGCCAAUCUGAAUGAAGGUAGCUUUCCAUACAGUCUGAGUGGAAUAGGCUCAGGAUCGUAUGCUGUUGCCGUGAGCUCCGUGUCCGCGACUGGAGCUAGCGCAACCAGAUCAAUCACGUACAAUACAUAUGGCGAUGCAGAUGGUCCCGCCACACUUCAACUUCCGGCUAACUUGAUCUCAACGCGAGCUGUAAGGCCUGGCGAAAGUGAAGUGCAAAUAAGCCUGCCAACAUUGAGCCCAAGUCAGCUAGCCGAAUACAGGAACUUUGAGAUAGGUUUCCGACGCUUGGGCAGUACUCAGUGGCAAACUGGUACGACCGGUAUUUCUAGUGCUACUUACUCCGCUCCAGGAACGUUUUUUGAUGGAAACUAUGAAGUGCGGGUGCAAGCAGUGGGCAACGACGGGAGCAGACUGGUCUCGAUUCCUCGCAGAUUUCCGACGGAAGCCUCAGGAAGUGUUUUGGUGAAUCGACCCGGUGGUGAUCUAAGUCCAGAGUACAUCAUCGCAGUAUACAGAUAUGAUGCAGGUAGCAUGGAGUUUGUACACCAACGCGAGAUUUCUGCAUUGACCGGAGACAGCUUCCCGUAUAGUCUGACUGGAAUAGGCUCUGGUUCCUAUGGCAUAGUAGUGAGCUCAGUAUUGACAACUGGAGCGCAGUCUAGCAGAUCAGUGGCGUACAAUACGUAUGGCGGUGCAGCAUCUCCGGACAUUCUCCAGCUUCCAAGCAACUUGAUCACGACACAAACUGUCAGGCCAGGCGAAAGUCGAGUUCGAAUCAAUCUACCAACAUUGACCCCUAGUCAACAGGCCACAUACAGCAACUUUGAGAUCAGAUUCCGUGACAUUGGCAGUCCACAGUGGCAAAGUGGCAGGACUGCUAGUUCCAGCAAUGCAUAUAUUAUUCCUAGAACGUUCACCGAUGGUAACUAUGAAGUGCAGGUGCAGGCAGUGGCUAAUGAUGGAAGAAGAUUGGCGUCUGUACCAGUUGGUAUGCCCUUGCAAGGCAUUGGAAGUGUUUUGGUGAUUCGACCCGGUGGUGAUCUGAGUCCAGAGUACAUCAUCGCAGUAUACAGAUAUGAUGCAGGUAGCAUGGAGUUUGUACACCAACGUGAGAUUUCUGCAUUGACCGGAGAUAGCUUCCCGUACAGUCUGACUGGAAUAGGCUCCGGUUCUUAUGGCAUAGUAGUGAGCUCAGUAUCACCAACUGGAGUGCGGUCUAGCAGAUCAGUGGCGUACAAUACGUAUGGCGGUACAGGUGCACCUGAGAUUCUCCAGCUCCCAAGCAACUUGAUCACGACACAAGCUGUCAGGCCAGGUGAAAGUCAGGUUCGAAUCAAUCUACCAACAUUGACCCCCAAUCAACAGGCCACUUACAACAACUUUGAGAUCAGAUUCCGUGACAUUGGCAGUCCACAGUGGCAAAGUGGCAGGACUGCUAGUUCCAGCAGUACAUAUGUUAUUCCUGGAACAUACACUGAUGGUAACUAUGAAUUGCAGGUGCAGGCAGUGGCUAAUGAUGGGAGAAGGUUGACUUCUGUACCAGUUGGCGUGCCCUUGCAAAGCAUCGGGACACUAUCGAUCAGUUUGGCCAUGCCGGAUCCGAAUGCAGCUAGCUAUUCAGUCACCGUAUAUCGAUACAACCAAUCAACUGGCCUGAUGGAUGUUUUCUUCCAGCGUGACAACCUGGUCCAAGCCAAUUUCCCAUACACGGUCCCUAACGUUGGACAGGGCUACUAUCAAACUGCUGUGGUGGCAAACCGUGCUGAUGGCAGUAGGCAAAGUGUGGGAUUCGGAGAGCACAAUCACCUUCCUGCUAGCGGAGAUGGGCCGGUGUUUAUCAACUGGCCCUCGGCGAAUCCAGUCACGAUCCGAGCGACAGGACCUGGUUCCAGCUCCGUUACAAUACGACUACCUAGACUUGGAAGUGAUGGUGAGCGACUCUUCCCACGCUCUCAGGUCAUCUAUCGUCGGCUUGGCAGUGAUACCUGGUUGCAGGGUGGCGUCACGAGCAGCAGCCAACUGUCAGCAACCCUCGUAAAUGAUAUACCCGAUGGUGUGUACGAGGUUCGUGUUGUUGCCGUGGCAGCAGACAGCCUUGGACGUACGCCACAGACACCGUCUUUGAUAUUCACGACAUCCGCUAGAGGUGAUGUGACAAUCCCAGGUCCAGCUAGCAAUCCAUUCCCAUCAAACACUAUCACGUUGUACAUCUACAACGACACGGCUGGAUCAUUUCAGCUCGCACAGCCCGAAGCUACGGGCCUGACCAGUGCUAGCUACCCAUACACGUUCACGGACCGUGGCGCUGGAUACUAUUCGGCAAGAAUCGACGGAAUCCGGUCCACUGGUGAUCGUAACACAUUCUCUAUCCGGUACAUCAAUGAGGGAUUUGAAGGUACUGUGCCACUCCUGACCUACGCAACGCCCCUGAUCAGCUCCGUGAGCACUGCACCUGGCUUGAGUAGCAUCUCAGUGAACUUGCCAAUGGUGGAGGGCCCCGGCGGAGCCUUCAACGUGCAAUGGCGACGUUCCGGCAGCAGUGACUGGCAGACUCGAGUUGUUCCCCUCAGCUCUCAGGGUGAACCAUUUGCACUGCCUGGCGAUUUUAGCGAUGGCUCGUAUGAAGUGCAACUAAGUGCUGCGGUCACAGGGCGUGAUUCGCUGACCAACAUACCGUUCACCUUCUCUGUACGCUCAACAGUGACUGCACCACCACCGACCACAGCCCAGAUUACGACAACACCUCCGCCGACUACAGAGCCCGCGUUGAAUCUACCUGUGCCAGCUUGGCCUAUACCGGCGAUUGAAGACAACUCACUAACUCCAGUGUCGGUCGUCCUCUAUUUGCCCGGCUACGACGGUCCUAGCCCAGGCACCGCUCUGUAUGGGGCUGAGAUCAGCUUGGACGGCGCCCGCUGGUUUGGCCUGCAAGCGCUGAAUGUGGCGUCGGAUUUCCAGGCCGUGUUUGUGCCAAGAUUGCAGCCAUCGACUCGGUAUCUGAUGCGAUUCCGUACAGCGGUCGAUGGCCAGUACUCCGGCUAUAGUGGCGUUCUGGACUUCACUACACCCAUGCCAGGUUUCAAUGUGGCACUGCCCGGCUCCAUCCCGAGUGCAGAUUCAUACGAGAUCUCCGUGUACGAGUACGACAGCAGCACUGGACAGCUGCAGUUUCAGAGGACUAUUCCUGUGGCGAACUCAUCACAGUUCGCCUACUGGGUGGACACGGACGUUGGGUUUUUCUUUGCUCGCCUGGACACGGUUAGAGGCGGCAUUGGCCAGAUGGCAUCAGUCACACCAUACGACGUCGGAUUCAGUGGUGACUUGCCAAGAUUCCUAAACAUCGACAGUGCUGACCAGGUGAGUAUCAACAUUGGUCCUGACGGUACGGCAACAGCGCAGAUUACGUUUCCCACUUUGGAUUCAGCAGCUCUGACCGAAACAUAUCAGAACUGGCUGCUGGAGUGGCAACCAGCCGGAAGUGGCGACGAGUGGAAGUCAAUCCAGGUCCCCACAACUUCACUGACGGCACAGCUAACAAACUUGACCGGUGGCCAAUAUGAAAUUCGGCUCUCAGCGUCCGGUUCUGAGCCUUCUGGGGAAGUUGCUCAAACUCCAUACUCCGUACCACUUGUGAUCAACACGAUCGGAGCCCGCGCUGUACCUACAUGGCCAGAUACCAUCGUCAAUCCGCAAUUCACCACGGAAAGCCAGACCGUUAUAAACCUGCCGCAAGUCGCGGAAGAUCUUCGCCAGCAGGUCAACUCCUGGGUGGUGUACUAUCGAGACGUGUCCGACCCGGAUGCGCCUUGGGCAAGCCGCCAGUUUUCCAACACGGGCCAAAGCACGGUGGCUCUACCGUCACAGCCCAACACUCUAGGGGACGUGCGAGUUGUUGCAGUGUACAACGGAGGCACGACCGCCGAAAGUCCCACCGAGAGAUUUUUGAACUACGUACCUCCGGAAAUACGGUAUAUGGCCACUUCGACUGGUAUCGGAAGGAGCAACGUCACUAUCUCUAUACCAUUUCUUCUGGAGAGCGUCUCCAAUGUGUACUCCAUGUUCGUUGCUCAAUACCGUCUCGUGGACAGUGAGGCAUGGCUUGACGGAGGACGUGCCAGCGCGAGCUCGUUGGAGUUGACGGAGUUGACGUUACCUGCCGACAUUGCUGAUGGUCUGUAUGAGCUGCAGCUGCGUGCCUUGUCUGCCGAUGGCACAGCCGCAUCACCACCGGCCACGGUAACCAUUCGUCUCAUUGGCACAGGCUCAUUCUUCAUUGAUCCACCCAUGCCUGAUAGUGCCGCUCUCUACCUGGUCAUUGUAGCCAAGUAUGAUAGCGAGAGCAUGACUAUGGAGGAUUACUGGACACCGCCCCCUGUCGCGUUCGAUGCAUUCCCGCUUGAAGUAGCAAAUGCAAGCAGCGGUUACUACGCGAGCCGGAUUGUUGCAUUGUCCGAAGAUCCUGAUCGCACGGUUGCAUUCGGAGAGCAUGACUUCUAUACAAAAGGAGAUCUUCCCUUCAUCCCGAAGUGGCCUUCCAACCAGCCAUUUGAAGUUGUGUCUACAGCCCCGGGAGCAAGCAGAGUCACCCUCCAGCUUCCUGCCUUCCCUCAGCAGACGUAUCCAACACUUCUGGUUCGCAUGGACGAUGGAACCGUGAAACGUGUUCAAAACAUCUCGAGUGAUUCUCAAACAUUCAUGCUACCCGAAGAUGUCAGUGAUGGGCGAUACAGUUUUACUGUGCAAGGUGUUACUGCUGAUGGCCUGAGGCAAAGCAUACCUAGUCAACCGCUGGUGAUAGUUACCUCAGGGAAAGGUGACCUGGUCAUCGACUUGCCAUCUCAAGUGCCAUCACAGUUUCCACAGCUCUCACUGGCAUUGUAUUCCCUAAAGCAAAGUGGUUUUGGCAAGCUUCAGGAAGUGCACAACUUGACUAGCGCGAGCUUCCCGUACACGUUCUCGGACCUUCCAGCUGGAUAUUAUGUUACUAGGAUUGACGGCCAGGAGGCCAAUGGAGACAGGACAAGCUUUUCGUUGAAGUAUUUCGACUUUGCCGAAAAAGACCGCAUCCAGAUUCUGCGUUACCCGCCGCAAUUCAUCUCUUCUACCAGCAUCGCCCCCAUGCGGAGUAGAGUCACGGUGAACCUACCGGAGACAGACAAUAACACUGUUGUGAUACUUGCUCAAUGGAGAAGCAUUGACAUUCCCCUCUAUCAGAUUGCAAGUGCGCCACCUGGAACCCGCUCGCUUGAACUCCCCGCUAACAUUACAGAUGGCGUUUACGAGCUGUACUUGACCACGCUUAAUUUAAUCAUCGGCCAAAAGACAAACAUUCCCAUUGUCUUUUCCACUCGAUCAACAGUGACUCUUCCACCUCCAACAACAACUCCACCUCCAAUCAACUUGCCUAUUGCAUUCUGGCCGCAGCCUGGCUUAGUUAAAGGAUCGCUCACGCCUGUGGCGGUCACGAUCACUCUUCCAGGCUACACCGGGCCAGAUCUUCCCGGUGCUGUGUACGUCCUGGACGCUAGCGUUGACAGCGGCGCAUGGGCGCGUAUUGGUACGAUCCGUGUUCUGCCGGACUUCCAGGACAUUCCGCUUCCCAACCUCACGCCGGGUACCCAGUAUCGACUGCGCUUCAGGACCGUGUACAACGAGUUCUCGUCAGCGUACAGUGAUAUCUUGACCUUCACCACUCCUGAUGCUGGUAUCAAUGUGAAGCUUCCCGACCCGACACCGCGUGCGGAUUUGUACAACAUAUUCGUAUACCAGUUCAACGAGACGACCGGUCAGCUGGAUCUCGUCAACACUGUCAAUGGCGUCUCCGCGUCGCAGUUCCCAUACUGGAUACACACCGGAGUUGGAUACUUCUACUCGCGCGUGGACGCCGUCCGAGAUGGUAUUCCGCAGCUUGCAAGCAUUUCUAAAUAUGACGUUGGAUUCUCCGGGAGGGUUCCGAAGGUGUUCAACCUCGAUGCCAGCACACCCAUCACAACCGCCUUCAUGUCAGAUGGCUCGUCGCUCACUAGCAUUCCAUUCCCGGUGUUUACGAGUGCUGCUGAUCAGAGGAGCUAUAUGAACUGGCUGGUUGAGUGGCGAAUUAGUGGCAGCAACGCAGCGUGGAAUACGAGAACAGUUUCAACUAGCGAGCUGUUAGGACAGCUCAUGGACUUUCCGUUUGGAAUUUACGAAGUCAGAAUAUCUGCAGUUGAUGGUGGUGGUCUUGCCACAACUGCCUCUGUGCCUGUCAUCUUUGUCACCCUUGGUGCAACAGCUGUACCGGUUUGGGAAGAGCCUGUCCUGAGAUCUAAUGAAUCAACCCGAACUAGGGCAUCUAUAAAUGUACCCCGAGUUCCGGAUGGUCUUAUGGCGGAACUCGAUUCCUGGCUAGUCUACUACCGUGAUGCUGAAAUGCCUGGUGGGUGGUCAGUGAUACGAUUCCCCAACGUUGGCCAGACCAGCCUUGUUCUGAGCGGCUUGUCCGCAAACCGUCUUGAAGUGCGUGUUACUGCAGAGUACGUCGGUGGCAGAACGGCCACGAGCGGCAUCACGGAGGUUGUAGUUUACGAGCCACCACCGCCGACCACCACAGCUGCACCCACAACCACACCGCUGGUUCUUUGUUCGCCGCAUGCUCCUGACCCAGCACUGCGCUAUUACUACUCCACCACCGAGGACAAUCUGGUCGUGGGCAGUACCGCUACGAUAUUGUGUGCAGAAGACUACAGGUCGGCUUCUGGGGCGCCUCUGUCCCUCUUGACCUGUGACGAAUCUGGGACCUGGACCGGUACCAGGCUGGAUUGCAGUCGCAUUACGACCACCAUGCCACCAGCAACAACACCACCGCCGCAAGUCUUAGUCCCAAUCGGUGUCAGAAUACCAGACCUCAUCUCUGACAUCGAUAACCCGUUCAUCAUCCGACUGGAGCAUUUUGUCAACGGAGCAUUUGUGCAAGAAGGAGAGCCUGUGCAAGUGGCAUCGGGCAGGGACUUCCCGCGGGAUCUGCGCGUGGCAGUGGGCGAGUACUACCGCUACACUGUGAGCGAGGUGUUGCCCAGCGGUUUACAAGUUACACGAUCAGCGCAAGAUGGCGAUUUGGGAUAUAUGGGCCCUGGUGUUACACUCUCGCCUACCUGGCAAACGCUGGAUGAGGUCUCGAUCUCGCCUGGCAACACAAUUGAUGUGAUACAGCCUAUUCUCCUGGCGAGCCCUGGCAUUGACCUGACCGGACCUGGUACAGUGGUGUUUGAGUAUAAAAAGGUUAACGAUACCACUUGGCACUCGGUUCAAUACGACUAUUUGCUGGAAGACGUGGUAAUUGAAAUUCCAGCCGCAGGCUUCACCCGAGGCCAGUAUGUGCUGAGAUCACAGAUCACCGUUGGCGCGGUUGAAUCAGCCUUCACGCAGGAUUGGUACUUUGCAAUUGAUAAAUACCUUGACCCGAUGAACAGCUCGCUGACAGUUGACAUUGACAUUGAACACACGAGCCCGUACGCAUACAUGCUAUCCUUGUAUAAGUAUGACCCGGAGACAGGUGAGAUGUCGGUAGCGUUCAAACAGGGAUACCCCAGCGCUGACUCCUUCCCGGUGACCCUGACGAUGCUCUCCCGAGACUUCUAUGUGGCUCGCGUCGAAGCUAUCACGCCGUUCGGAGUGGAAACGUCCAACAUUGAAACUUUCCCCAUAGGCACAUUGGAUCCAUCACUGUUCCUUCCAGAGUGGCCCUCAAACACAAUCAUCACUAGCACACUAGUCUUCCCACAAGGAAACAGAGUGACAGUGCAGCUACCUCGGUUAUCGGACGACGAACGUGCUCGCUUCCCGUCGCUUUUGGUCGAGUGGCGUUUCCAGAACGACCCCAACUAUCAAUCAACCCGUGUUCCGAGUGAUACGACAUCGCUUCUCCUGCCAGCCCGGCUAUCCGAUGGUAGUAAUCAAGUGCGUGUCACCGCUAUUGGUACUACGGGCGAAAGGUCUGCGUCCACAGUUGAUCACCUGUUUGCACUGGGCGCCGGGAGACAAGUGGUGACGAACUGUGAGGGACUUCCCCCGCUGGAGGGAUUCACGUACCACUACUCUGACGUCACCUAUGCUGUGGACUCGACCGUUGCCAUCCUGUGCCUGGAUCCGUCAACCGGCCAGCAGCUGUAUGCUGCUCGUAGCUGCGAUUCCGAUGGCACGUGGUCCGGCUCGAAUCCGCCGUGUUUCCCUGAGCCAACAGUAAUGCCUACAACUCCAGAAGAGCCGACUACACAGCCUCGCACCACAACCCCGGAGCUUACAACGCAACUCCCUACGACAACCCCAGAGCCCAACUACUUUGCCAGCAUAUCACCGCAAGACACGACCGUCCGCUCAACCUCGGACUUUAUGCUCAUGUGUGGCCACAACCACCCACGCAUCCUGUUUCCACAGUAUCGGUGGAGUCGGACAGAUGGCCAGGAUUUGCCUGUGGGCCGCUUUGAAAUCGGUGGUCGCUUUGGCAAUGUUUUGAUGAUAUCUGAUGUGGAGGGGAGCGACGCUGGAGAGUAUGUGUGUGAGGUGACUGGUGAUGGAGUCACGUUACGUAGUGAGCCAGCAACUGUCAAUGUUGAUGGUUCAGCCAGGACAAUGCCAACCACCAUGCCGGUAAUGACAACUCCGCCAGACACUGUUGUAACUUCUGAGAAAGAUGAGAAGCCAUUGGUUGAAGUCCUGUCCGACACAGCAACACCCGGACUAAGUCAAGCGCUGGUCAAUAUUCCGGAGCUGAAUGAAACAAUGAAAGACACGGGUCCUGUUGUGGUAGAAUACCGUCCCAGCGGCGAUGAAGACUGGAUCAGAGCACCUGUACCUACUGGAUCUUCUCAGAUUGUCCUUCCAGAGCUACUGGCCGAUGGGACGUAUGAUAUUCGUGUUGUGCUGGAACCAACGGAUACCACUGUAGAUGAUGUUGUUGUGGAGCCGGAGCAAGAAUUUAUUGUUGAUGGUUACGUUGAUGGUGGAAGAACAUCUGCACCAGGUCCAGUUAGUACUGGUGGAGAAAUGAGCACGCAACAACCUGGAUCAACACCAGCAGGAUUCUUUGCCACAGUAUCUCCGUCAAGAGUGCAGUUUGACUCUAGCACCAACAAUUUUGUGCUAAGAUGCAGCCACAAUGAUCCCACUGCGCUAUUCGUGACUUAUCGCUGGUCUCUUGCGGAUGGCAUUGAUCUACCGGUGGGUCGAUUUGAGAUCGGUGGCUUUAAUGGAGAAGUAUUGACUAUCCAGGAACCAAUUGCGUCAGAUGCAGGCAACUAUGUAUGCAGUGUAGAUAGUGGUGGAUCCACUGAAAUUGGACCGGGAUCUGCAGAAGUGGUAUUCAGUGUCGUUGAAACCCCAACACGAGCACCUACUUCUGCCCCGCCAACACCAGUAGGACAGGCAGACAAUAUAACUACAACUGAUACAAGCACAGCAACCCCUGUGUUUUCAACAACCACUAAACAACCAGUGCUUGAAGUCUACUUUGCCAGUGUAUCUCCAACAAGGGUGAUAGCCGAUGCAAGUACAGACCAGAUUGUCUUGACAUGUACUCACGAUGCACCAAGCAACAUUAAUCCCACGUACACAUGGACUAGACAAGAUGGUACACCACUGGAUGUGGUGCGUCAUGUUAUUGAAGGUGACAGUGGUGAAAUACUGCGCAUUCAAGAUCCCGAAUUUUCAGACAGUGGACAGUACGUGUGUGAAGUGGAGGCACCUGGUUCCAUGUUCUAUCCUGCAGUAGCUGGAGUUGAGUUUGACGGUUCAGCCAGGACAAUGCCAACCACCAUGCCAGUAAUGACAAUUCAACCAGAUACUGUUGUGACUUCUGAGAAAGUUGAUGGUGGAAUAACGUCUGCACCAAGUCCAGUCAGUACAGGUGUGGAAGUAAGCACGCAACAACCUGCAUCAACACCAGCGGGAUUCUUCGCCACGGUAUCUCCGUCAAGAGUGGAGUUUGACUCUAGCACCAACAAUUUUGUGCUAAGAUGCAGUCACAAUAAUCCGAAUGCGCUAUUCGUGAUUUAUCGCUGGUCUCUUUCAGAUGGAAGUGAUCUUCCUGCUGGUAGAUUUGAGAUUGGUGGCUUGAAUGGAGAAGUACUGACUAUCCAGGAACCAAUUGCAUCAGAUGCAGGCAACUAUGUAUGCAGUGUAGCUAGUUUUGGAUCCACUGGAAUUCGACCAGGAUCUGCAGAAGUGGUAUUCAGUGUGAUUGCAACCACAACACAAGCUGGUUCAGCCAGGACAAUGCCAACCACCAUGCCGGUAAUGACAACUCCGCCAGAUACUGUUGUGACUUCCGAGAGAGUUGAUGGUGGAAGAACGUCUGCGCCAAGUCCAGUCAGUACAGGUGUAGAAGUAAGCACGCAACAACCUGCAUCAACACCAGCGGGAUUCUUCGCCACAGUAUCUCCGUCAAGAGUGCAGUUUGACUCUACCAUCAACAAUUUCGUGCUAAGAUGCAGUCACAAUGAUCCGAAUGCAUUAUUCGUGUCUUAUCGCUGGUCUCUUUCGGAUGGCAGAGAUCUUCCUUUGGGUAGAUUUGAGAUCGGUGGCUUGAAUGGAGACGUAUUGACUAUCCAGGAACCAAUUGCAGCAGAUGCAGGCAACUAUGUAUGCAGUGUAGAUAGUGGUGGAUCCACUGAAAUUGGACCGGGAUCUGCAGAAGUGGUGUUCAGUGUCGUUGAAACCACAACACAAGCUGAUACUGCAAGAACAACGGAACCAAGACCAGGCAGUUCAGCUCCAGAAACCACCAUGCAACGAGUACUCACAACUUUGCCAACAACACCAUCGACCGUUCCCGUGACAACUUCCAUGGCGACAACAGGCACUAGGUCGCCGUACUACGCCACCGUGUCUCCUGCAGUGACGAUGAUCGACGCGACCAGCACUGAGUUCUCUCUGCUCUGCAAUCAUAACCAUCCAGCUCCUAUCUUUGCGCGGCACUCGUGGCGCAGGUUGGACGGCCAGCCCUUGCCAGCGGGUCGCUUCAGCGUACACGGUAGUGCUGGCAACCGCUUGACCAUUCGAGACGUAGAGGAGAGUGAUGCUGGACAGUACAUGUGCUCGGUAUCUGCCUUUGCACUAACUUUGGACAGUGAGCCAGCUCGUGUUAUUUUCGUGCAUCCGACGACACGUCCUCCACCAACCGAGGUGACAACACCCAGACGAACCAGUGGCGCCAGGUCAAGUACAGCACCCGUGGUCACCACUAUCACAACUGACUCGGAAGUAUCAAGCACAGAACCACCACCAGCGUACACAGCAGUCAUAUCACCAUCCAGAACAACAAUUGACUCCAGCACAUUCAGUUUUGUACUCAGUUGUAGCCAUAACCACCCCGGGCUGCUGUUUGCGCAGUACAGCUGGAGUCGCGGAAAUGGAGAGGACUUGCCGGCGGGUCGGUUUGAAAUUGGCGGCACUAGAGGCAAUGUCUUGACGGUCCAAAGUGUGACUGAGCGAGAUGCUGGAGAGUAUGUGUGUGAAGUGUCCCAGGGAGGCGUCACGAUACAAAGUGAACCGGCCACUGUUGUCUACGUCGCUGAUAUGACAGCUAGUACUGCGACAGAUGCAACAGGGACAGAACCCGACAGUGUCACAACAGCAGACCUGGGCAGCGGAACUGAUUCCACAAGAGAUCCACCUUCAACUAGUCCAUGCAGAGUUCUCGAGGCACCCGUGUGGCCUGAGCCUGCCGUCAUGUUUUUUGACGACGUUGGCGUCUACUUCACACCGAGCCAACCUGGUUUCGUGUUUGGCGUGAGCUUUUUUGAGGUGGAGUUCCUCGUCAACAAUACGUGGACACUGCAUGCACAUGCUGAACUAGAAGAUUCAUUCCUGCCCCGCCUUCCUCCUGGGGAAACGGGAUUCCUGAGAAUGCGUUACCAUCAGGAUGCCGAGAAUUGUCUGGUGUCCGAAUGGAGUGCUAUCCUGAACUUCACUGCUGCUCCUAUCACACACAUGGUCACUGUAACACCGGAAACGGUCAUAAUCAGCCACACAAAUGAGAGCUUUCAGUUGACAUGCAGCUCUAGCCUGCCCGCUGGAGCGAACGUCACGAUCUCCUGGUUCACAGCCGAGGGCCGGGUAGUUUCCGGUGGUCGCUUUCAACUGAGCGGCAUGCAUGGAGAAAUUCUGACGGUGGUCAACAUCACCUGGCAUGAUGACGGAGAGUAUUUGUGUUCAGUGGGUGCUCCAAAUGGCCAAACUUCAUCUGGUUCAGGACAUGUUAUUUAUUCUCCAACUCCUACUGCGACGAGCACAGAUGCAACCACGCCUAUUGGGAUCACUUCUGAUUCAUUGACCACAGCAUCUGGCGACAUGAUGGUCACUGAUUUGGGCGGCAGUGGCACCACGGACUCCCAAUGCAAAAGAGUGGACGCACCUGUGUGGCCAGAUAAUGCAAUACGCUUUGUUGAUGAGUCACUUGGCAUGUACCAAGUACCAUCAUAUCCGAACUUUGUGCAAGGAGUGAGCUUCUUCAGCGUGGAGCUCUUUGUGGACAAUGCCUGGGGACCAGUGGGACAAAUUGCUGUGGGUAAUAGUACAAAGGAGGUUGUCAUACCACGACUUGGUGCGGGAACACAAGCGGCACUGAGAAUUCGCUAUCACGGUGAUGCAGACAACUGCAUUGUGUCUGAAUGGAGUGAAGCAUUGAGUUUCACAGUUCCAUCGCAAGCUGUAACAACUGACAUGCCAACAACGAGCAAUAUCACUGGUACUGAUGCCACGGAUGAAACAACUGCCCCAAUCAUAGGGUCCGGAACAGCACCCGAUACAUCAACGGCAGCAACGCCAACUACUCCUCAAGCCCUUGUCACAACUAAAGGGUAUAGUGUGAGUGUUUCCCCUGAGAGAGUAGUGAUGAACAGCUCUACGUACAGCUUCCAGUUAACAUGUAGUCAUGACUAUCCAGAUGUUGCUGGCCUGGCACCAAUCAUACAGUGGGUAAGAGCAUAUGGAGUACCACUGCCCAUGACUCGGGUGGUGAUCAGCGGUGCAUCUGGAGAGAUCCUGACCGUGGAGAAUGCUUUGCCUUCUGAUGCUGGACAAUAUUUUUGUAUGGUGCAAAGGAUGGACAACAACGUCGACUCUGGAUCAGCAAUGGUUGUAUAUGUUGAUGACUCAGCAACAACAAGACCAAUUCCAGUUAGUCCAGGUGGAGAAGUAAGCACACAACAACCUGGAUCAACACCAGCAGUUGAUGACGGAAGAACAACGAGACCGAUUGCAGCUAGUUCAGGUCCAGGGACAACAAUGCCUCCAACACCACCAGGAUCCUUCGCCACAGUAUCUCCUUCAAGAGUGGAGUUGGACUCUAGCACCAACAAUUUUGUGCUCAGAUGCAGUCACAAUGAUCCCAAUGCGUUAUUCGUGAUUUAUCGCUGGUCUCUUUCGGAUGGCAGAGAUCUUCCUUUGGGUAGAUUUGAGAUCGGUGGCUUGAAUGGAGAAGUACUGACAAUCCAGGAACCAAUUGCAUCAGAUGCAGGCAACUAUGUAUGCAGUGUAGCUAGUUUUGGAUCCACUGGAAUUAGACCAGGAUCUGCAGAAGUGGUGUUCAGUGUGGUUACAACCACAACACAAGCAACGGCAGCAGCGCCAACUACUCCUCCAGUUCUUGUCACAACUAAAGGGUAUAGUGUGAGUGUUUCCCCUGAGAGAGUACUGAUGAACAGCUCUACGUACAGCUUCCAGUUAACAUGUAGUCAUGACUAUCCAGAUGUUGCUGGCCUGGCACCAAUCAUACAGUGGGUAAGAGCAUAUGGAGUACCACUGCCCAUGACUCGGGUGGUGAUCAGCGGUGCAUCUGGAGAGAUCCUGACCGUGGAGAAUGCUUUGCCUUCUGAUGCUGGACAAUAUGUGUGUACGGUGCAAACGAUGGACAACAACUUCAACGCUGGAUCAGCAAUGGUUGUAUAUGUUGAUGACUCAGCAACAACAAGACCAAUUCCAGUUAGUCCAGGUGUAGAAGUGAGCACACAACAACCAGGAUCAACACCAGCAGUUGAUGAUGGAAGAACAACGAGAUCAAUUGCAGGUAGUUCAGCCCCAAGGAUUACCACAGAAGAAGAUGUAACUACAACAGUGCCACCCACGCGAGCAGGAUUCUUCGCCACAGUAUCUCCAUCAAGAGUGGAGUUUGACUCUAGCACCAACAAUUUAGUGCUCAGAUGCAGUCACAAUGAUCCAAAUGCAUUAUUCGUGACUUAUCGCUGGUCUCUUGUGGAUGGCAGAGAUCUUCCUUUGGGUAGAUUUGAGAUUGGUGGCUUGAAUGGAGAAGUACUGACAAUCCAGGAACCAAUUGCAUCAGAUGCAGGCAACUAUGUAUGCAGUGUAGCUAGUUUUGGAUCCACUGGAAUUAGACCAGGAUCUGCAGAAGUGGUAUUCAGUGUGGUUACAACCACAACACAAGUAGAUCCAGCACGCACUACAGCACCUCAACCAUCAACAACACAGCCAAUCAAUGCCACUACAACAACAACAACAACAACAACAGCAACAACAACUGAAGAACCAGUAGUUGCAGUCUACAUUGCUAGCGUAUCUCCAUCCUCGGCGAUGGCCAAUGCCAGUACAGAGAGCAUUGUGUUGACGUGCAGUCACGAUGCGCCGAACAUCACCUACCCGUUCUACACAUGGAGGCGGCAGGACGGCACACCGCUUGACGAGCGACGUCACCAAGUAAUGGGUCAUGACGGCGAGAUCCUGCGCAUCCAGACUCCUGAACCAUCGGACAGUGGAGAAUACGUGUGCGAAGUCAAAGCACCGGAUGUGAUGUUUUACAGUGGAACUGCCCAGGUUCAGUUCAUCGGUCCAGCACGCACUACUAUGCCACCAACAGCGACAACACAGCCCGCUAUUGUCACGACCACAGCUGAUAUGCCAGAUACAACCAGUAUGGUGGUUACGACACAGGAGCCAACAGCACCUACAGAAGUGGUGACCACUGAGCAGCUGAUCACCACUGUUUACCAAGAAUUCAACGCAGUCGUGUCACCAAGCCGCGUAGUGGUCAAUGCGAGCGUUCCAGCGCUCAUACUCACGUGUGCUCACGACAAGCCCAAUGUUACGCUUGCUGUGUAUACAUGGCGCCGAGCUGACGGCCAGCUGCCAACGCAGCGGGUGAUGAUAAGCGAUCAGUUCGGUGACAUGCUCACGAUUUUCAGGCCUGAGCCAUCCGAUGCCGGCGUCUACACUUGCAAAGUGAGCGACCCAGAUGGAAAUAUUCUGCCUGGUUCGGCUACCGUCGUCUACGAGGGUCCACCUCGCACAAUGCCAACAACCGUACCGAUAAUGACAACUGCACCAGCUUCUGUUAUAACCAGUGAGAAAGGAUCCUUCGCCACAGUAUCUCCUUCAAGAGUGGAGUUGGACUCUAGCACCAACAAUUUUGUGCUCAGAUGCAGUCACAAUGAUCCAAAUGCAUUAUUCGUGACUUAUCGCUGGUCUCUUUCGGAUGGCAGAGAUCUUCCUUUGGGUAGAUUUGAGAUCAGUGGCUUGAAUGGAGAAGUAUUGACAAUCCAGGAACCAAUUGCAUCAGAUGCAGGCAACUAUGUAUGCAGUGUGGAUAGUGGUGGAUCCACUGAAAUUGGACCGGGAUCUGCAGAAGUGGUAUUCAGUGUGCUUACAACCACAACACAAGGGAUCACUUCUGAUUCAUUGACCACGGCAUCUGGUGACAUGAUGGUCACUGAUUUGGGCGGCAGUGGCACCAGCGACUCCCCAUGCAGAACAGUGGACGCACCUGUGUGGCCAGAUAAUACAAUACGCUUUGUUGAUGAGUCACUGGGCAUGUACCAAGUGCCAUCAUAUCCGAACUUUGUGCAAGGAGUGAGCUUCUUCAGCGUGGAGCUUUUUGUGGACAAUGCCUGGGGACCAGUGGGACAGAUUGCUGUGGGUAAUAGUACAAAGGAGGUUGUCAUACCACGACUUGGUGCGGGAACACAAGCGGCACUGAGAAUUCGCUAUCACGGUGAUGCAGACAACUGCAUUGUGUCUGAAUGGAGUGAAGCAUUGAGUUUCACAGUUCCAUCGCAAGCUGUAACAACUGACAUGCCAACAACGAGCAAUGUCACUGGUACUGAUGCCACGGAUGAAACAACUGCCCCAAUCAUAGGGUCCGGAACAGCACCCGAUACAUCAACGGCAGCAACGCCAACUACUCCUCAAGCCCUUGUCACAACUAAAGGAUAUAGUGUGAGUGUUUCCCCUGAGAGAGUAGUGAUGAACAGCUCUACGUACAGCUUCCAGUUAACAUGUAGUCAUGACUAUCCAGAUGUUGCUGGCCUGGCACCAAUCAUACAGUGGGUAAGAGCAUAUGGAGUACCACUGCCCAUGACUCGGGUGGUGAUCAGCGGUGCAUCUGGAGAGAUCCUGACCGUGGAGAAUGCUUUGCCUUCUGAUGCUGGACAAUAUUUUUGUAUGGUGCAAAGGAUGGACAACAACGUCGACUCUGGAUCAGCAAUGGUUGUAUAUGUUGAUGACUCAGCAACAACAAGACCAAUUCCAAUUAGUCCAGGUGGAGAAGUAAGCACACAACAACCUAGAUCAACACCAGCAGUUGAUGAUGGAAGAACAACGAGACCAAUUGCAGCUAGUUCAGGUCCAGGGACAACAAUGCCUCCAACACCAGCAGGAUCCUUCGCAAUAGUAUCUCCUUCAAGAGUGGAGUUGGACUCUAGCACCAACAAUUUUGUGCUGAGAUGCAGUCACAAUGAUCCCAAUGCGUUAUUCGUGAUUUAUCGCUGGUCUCUUUUGGAUGGCAGAGCUCUUCCUUUGGGUAGAUUUGAGAUCGGUGGCUUGAAUGGAGAAGUACUGACAAUCCAGGAACCAAUUGCAUCAGAUGCAGGCAACUAUGUGUGCAGUGUAGCUAGUUUUGGAUCCACUGGAAUUAGACCAGGAUCUGCAGAAGUGGUAUUCAGUGUGGUUACAACCACAACACAAGCAACGGCAGCAACACCAACUACUCCUCAAGUUCUUGUCACAACUAAAGGUUAUAGUGUGAGUGUUUCCCCUGAGAGAGUAGUGAUGAACAGCUCUACGUACAGCUUCCAGUUAACAUGUAGUCAUGACUAUCCAGAUGUUGCUGGCCUGGCACCAAUCAUACAGUGGGUAAGAGCAUAUGGAGUACCACUGCCCAUGACUCGGGUGGUGAUCAGCGGUGCAUCUGGAGAGAUCCUGACCGUGGAGAAUGCUUUGCCUUCUGAUGCUGGACAAUAUGUGUGUACGGUGCAAACGAUGGACAACAACUUCAACGCUGGAUCAGCAAUGGUUGUAUAUGUUGAUGACUCAGCAACAACAAGACCAAUUCCAGUUAGUCCAGGUGUAGAAGUGAGCACACAACAACCAGGAUCAACACCAGCAGUUGAUGAUGGAAGAACAACGAGACCAAUUGCAGGUAGUUCAGCCCCAAGGAUUACCACAGAAGAAGAUGUAUCUACAACAGUGCCACCCACGCGAGCAGGAUUCUUCGCCACAGUAUCUCCAUCUAGAGUGGAGUUUGACUCUAGCACCAACAAUUUAGUGCUCAGAUGCAGUCACAAUGAUCCAAAUGCAUUAUUCGUGACUUAUCGCUGGUCUCUUUCGGAUGGCAGAGAUCUUCCUUUGGGUAGAUUUGAGAUUGGUGGCUUGAAUGGAGAAGUACUGACAAUCCAGGAACCAAUUGCAUCAGAUGCAGGCAACUAUGUAUGCAGUGUGGAUAGUGGUGGAUCCACUGAAAUUGAACCGGGAUCUGCAGAAGUGGUGUUCAGUGUAGUUACAGCCGCAACACAAGUAGAUCCAGCACGCACUACAGCACCUCAACCAUCAACAGCACAGCCAAUCAAUGCCACUACAACAACAACAACAACAACUGAAGAACCAGUAGUUGCAGUCUACAUUGCUAGCAUAUCUCCAUCCUCGGCGAUGGCCAAUGCCAGUACAGAGAGCAUUGUGUUGACGUGCAGUCACGAUGCGCCGAACAUCACCUACCCGUUCUACACAUGGAGGCGGCAGGACGGCACACCGCUUGACGAGCGACGUCACCAAGUAAUGGGUCACGACGGCGAGAUCCUGCGCAUCCAGACUCCUGAACCAUCAGACAGUGGAGAAUACGUGUGCGAAGUCAAAGCACCGGAUGUGAUGUUUUACAGUGGAACUGCCCAGGUUCAGUUCAUCGGUCCAGCACGCACUACUAUGCCACCAACAGCGACAACACAGCCCGCUAUUGUCACGACCACAGCUGAUAUGCCAGAUACAACCAGUAUGGUGGUUACGACACAGGAGCCAACAACACCUACAGAAGUGGUGACCACUGAGCAGCUGAUCACCACUGUUUACCAAGAAUUCAACGCAGUCGUGUCACCAAGCCGCGUAGUGGUCAAUGCGAGCGUUCCAGCGCUCGUACUCACGUGUGCUCACGACAAGCCCAAUGUUACGCUUGCUGUGUAUACAUGGCGCCGAGCUGACGGCCAGCUGCCAACACAGCGGGUGAUGAUAAGCGAUCAGUUCGGUGACAUGCUCACCAUUUUCAGGCCUGAGCCAUCCGAUGCCGGCGUCUACACUUGCGAAGUGAGCGACCCAGAUGGAAAUAUUCUGCCGGGUUUGGCUACCAUCGUCUACGAGGGUCCACCUCGUACAAUGCCAACAACCGUACCAAUAAUAACAACUGCACCAGUUUCUGUUAUAACCAGUGAGAAAGGAUUUUUCGCCACAGUAUCUCCGUCAAGAGUAGAGUUUGACUCUAGCACCAACAACUUUGUGCUGAGAUGCAGUCACAAUGAUCCAAAUGCAUUAUUCGAGACUUAUCGCUGGUCUCUUGUGGAUGGCAGAGAUCUUCCUUUGGGUCGAUUUGAGAUCGGUGGCUUGAAUGGAGAAGUACUGACAAUCCAGGAACCAAUUGCAUCAGAUGCAGGCAACUAUGUAUGCAGUGUAGCUAGUGGUGGAUCCACUGAAAUUGGACCGGGAUCUGCAGAAGUGGUGUUCAGUGUAGUUACAACCACAACACAAGGGAUCACUUCUGAUUCAUUGACUACGGCAUCUGGUGACAUGAUGGUCACUGAUUUGGGCGGCAGUGGCACCAGCGACUCCCCGUGCGGAACAGUGGACGCACCUGUGUGGCCAGAUAAUGCAAUACGCUUUGUUGAUGAGUCACUGGGCAUGUACCAAGUGCCAUCAUAUCUGAACUUUGUGCAAGGAGUGAGCUUCUUCAGCGUGGAGCUCUUUGUGGACAAUGUCUGGGGACCAGUGGGACAGAUUGCUGUGGGUAACAGUACAAAGGAGGUUGUCAUACCACGACUUGAUGCGGGAACACAAGCGGCACUGAGAAUUCGCUAUUACGGUGAUGCAGACAACUGCAUUGUGUCUGAAUGGAGUGAAGCAUUGAGUUUCACAGUUCCAUCGCAAGCUGUAACAACUGACUUACCAACAACGAGCAAUGUCAUUGGUACUGAUGCCAUGGAUGGAACAACUGCCCCAAUCAUAGGGUCCGGAACAGCACCCGAUACAUCAACGGCAGCAACGCCAACUACUCCUCAAGCCCUUGUCACAACUAAAGGGUAUAGUGUGAGUGUUUCCCCUGAGAGAGUACUGAUGAACAGCUCUACGUACAGCUUCCAGUUAACAUGUAGUCAUGACUAUCCAGAUGUUGCUGGCCUGGCACCAAUCAUACAGUGGGUAAGAGCAUAUGGAGUACCACUGCCCAUGACUCGGGUGGUGAUCAGCGGUGCAUCUGGAGAGAUCCUGACCGUGGAGAAUGCUUUGCCUUCUGAUGCUGGACAAUAUUUUUGUAUGGUGCAAAGGAUGGACAACAACGUCGACUCUGGAUCAGCAAUGGUUGUAUAUGUUGAUGACUCAGCAACAACAAGACCAAUUCCAGUUAGUCCAGGUGGAGAAGUAAGCACACAACAACCUAGAUCAACACCAGCAGUUGAUGAUGGAAGAACAACGAGACCAAUUGCAGCUAGUUCAGGUCCAGGGACAACAAUGCCUCCAACACCAGCAGGAUCCUUCGCCACAGUAUCUCCUUCAAGAGUGGAGUUGGACUCUAGCACCAACAAUUUUGUGCUCAGAUGCAGUCACAAUGAUCCCAAUGCGUUAUUCGUGAUUUAUCGCUGGUCUCUUUCGGAUGGCAGAGAUCUUCCUUUGGGUCGAUUUGAGAUCGGUGGCUUGAAUGGAGAAGUACUGACAAUCCAGGAACCAAUUGCAUCAGAUGCAGGCAACUAUGUAUGCAGUGUAGCUAGUUUUGGAUCCACUGAAAUUAGACCGGGAUCUGCAGAAGUGGUAUUCAGUGUGGUUACAACCACAACACAAGCAACGGCAGCAACGCCAACUACUCCUCAAGUUCUUGUCACAACUAAAGGGUAUAGUGUGAGUGUUUCCCCUGAGAGAGUACUGAUGAACAGCUCUACGUACAGCUUCCAGUUAACAUGUAGUCAUGACUAUCCAGAUGUUGCUGGCCUGGCACCAAUCAUACAGUGGGUAAGAGCAUAUGGAGUACCACUGCCCAUGACUCGGGUGGUGAUCAGCGGUGCAUCUGGAGAGAUCCUGACCGUGGAGAAUGCUUUGCCUUCUGAUGCUGGACAAUAUGUGUGUACGGUGCAAACGAUGGACAACAACUUCAACGCUGGAUCAGCAAUGGUUGUAUAUGUUGAUGACUCAGCAACAACAAGACCAAUUCCAGUUAGUCCAGGUGUAGAAGUGAGCACACAACAACCAGGAUCAACACCAGCAGUUGAUGAUGGAAGAACAACGAGACCAAUUGCAGGUAGUUCAGGUCCAGAGAUUACCACAGAAGAAGGUGUAUCGACAACAAUGCCACCAACACCAGCAGGAUUCUUCGCCACAGUAUCUCCGUCAAGAGUAGAGUUUGAUUCUAGUACCAACAAUGUUGUGCUCAGAUGCAGUCACAAUAAUCCGAAUGCGCUAUUCGUGACUUAUCGCUGGUCUCUUUCGGAUGGCAGAGAUCUUCCUUUGGGUAGAUUUGAGAUCGGUGGCUUGAAUGGAGAAGUACUGACUAUCCAGGAACCAAUUGCAUCAGAUGCAGGCAACUAUGUAUGCAGUGUAGAUAUUGGUGGAUCCACUGAAAUUGGACCGGGAUCUGCAGAAGUGGUAUUCAGUGUAGUUACUACCACAGCACAAGGGAUCACUUCUGAUUCACUGACUACGGCAUCUGGUGACAUGAUGGUCACUGAUUUGGGCGGCAGUGGCACCACGGACUCCACAUGCAGAACAGUGGACGCACCUGUGUGGCCAGAUAACGCAAUACGCUUUGUUGAUGAGUCACUGGGCAUGUACCAAGUGCCAUCAUAUCCGAACUUUGUGGAAGGAGUGAGCUUCUUCAGCGUGGAGCUCUUUGUGGACAAUGCCUGGGGACCAGUGGGACAGAUUGCUGUGGGUAACAGUACAAAGGAGGUUGUGAUACCACGACUUGGUGCGGGAACACAAGCAGCACUGAGAAUUCGCUAUCACGGUGAUGCAGACAACUGCAUUGUGUCCGAAUGGAGUGAAGCAUUGAGUUUCACAGUUCCAUUGCAAGUUGUAACAACUGACAUGCCAACACCGAGCAAUGUCACUGGUACUGAUGCCAUGGAUGGAACAACUGUCCCAAUCAUAGGGUCCGGAACAGCACCCGAUACAUCAACGGCAGCAACACCAACUACUCCUCAAGUUCUUGUAACAACUAAAGGAUAUAGUGUGAGUGUUUCCCCUGAGAGAGUACUGAUGAACAGCUCUACGUACAGCUUCCAGUUAACAUGUAGUCAUGACUAUCCAGAUGUUGCUGGCCUGGCACCAAUCAUACAGUGGGUAAGAGCAUAUGGAGUACCACUGCCCAUGACUCGGGUGGUGAUCAGCGGUGCAUCUGGAGAGAUCCUGACCGUGGAGAAUGCUUUGCCUUCUGAUGCUGGACAAUAUUCGUGUACGGUGCAAACAAUGGACAACAACGUCGAUUCUGGAUCAGCAAUGGUUGUAUAUGUUGAUGACUCAGCAACAACAAGACCAAUUCCAGUUAGUCCAGGUGGAGAAGUGAGCACACAACAACCUGGAUCGACACCAGCGGUUGAUGAUGGAAGAACAACAAGACCAAUUGUAGGUAGUUCAGGUCCAGAGACAACAAUGCCACCAACACCAGCAGGAUCCUUCGCCACAGUAUCUCCAUCAAGAGUGGAGUUGGACUCUAGCACCAACAAUUUUGUGCUCAGAUGCAGUCACAAUGAUCCCAAUGCGUUAUUCGUGAUUUAUCGCUGGUCUCUUUUGGAUGGCAGAGAUCUUCCUUUGGGUAGAUUUGAGAUCGGUGGCUUGAAUGGAGAAGUACUGACAAUCCAGGAACCAAUUGCAUCAGAUGCAGGCAACUAUGUAUGCAGUGUAGCUAGUUUUGGAUCCACUGAAAUUAGACCGGGAUCUGCAGAAGUGGUAUUCAGUGUGGUUACAACCACAACACAAGGUCCGACUCCAUCCACUGAACCUGCAAGCGUCACUACUAGCAAUGUUACUCAGACUGCAACAGCACCGGGCAACUGUCGAACACUGCCUGCUCCUGUUUGGAAUGAACAGGAUAUUGUUGAAGUUGGGGCUACAUAUGUGGAGGUUAUUUUCCCGACGUACGCCGGCUAUACUCCUAGUGUUGGCGUGUUUGAGCUGGAGAGCUAUGAGGACGGCGAAUGGCAGAGUGAAGGUACGGUGCCUGUGGCUGACACAGCACUAACGGCUGAACUAUCACCUCUAGCACCCGACACAGAGCUGCGCCUCCGUCUCCGCUACAUCGAUGACUCUGAAAGAUGCAAUGUGUCGGAGUUCAGUGAUGUUCUAGAAAUCCGAACCCUCCCCACCACCAGCACCGGUACCCUGACUCCGGGAGUCACCAGUGCCCCAACUGCUACAACUCGGGUGACAAUCACCGGCACCGCUAUCAGGAACACGACAGAACCCAGCACUGGUGGAACAACACCAUCGACAGGCUGUAGCGCUGAUCUAGAUGCUCCAAGAUGGAGCCAGGAUAGCAUCACGGAGCUGAGUGACACGUAUGCAGAUGUCCUGUUCAGUACCUAUCCGGAAUACACGCCAGGUGUCAGCUUUUACCAAGUGGAAUACCUUACAGGCGACGGCUCUUGGAACGUGACUGGAACUGUACCUGUCGACGCUUUGGCACUGACCGUUCGUCUGCAACCGCUGGAGCCCAACAGGGCAUACAGUCUGCGUAUCCGGUACCACCAGGACGCGGACAACUGCCGAGUUUCUCGCUACAGCGACGUUUUGACAUUCACAACGCUGUCUUCCGGUACAACGAGUACUACACAGCCAUUGACAACUCAGCCAGGCGAUGUCACCAGCACAAAUGCUAUAGCCGACACAACCAGUUCUGUUGCUACAGAUCUGGAACCAGUGGCUGAAGUCUACUUUGCCAGUGUAUCUCCAACAAGGGUGAUAGCCGAUGCAAGUACAGACCAGAUUGUCUUGACAUGUAGUCACGAUGCACCAAGUAACAUUAAUCCCACGUACACAUGGACUAGGCAAGAUGGUACACCACUGGAUGUGGUGCGUCAUGUUAUUGAAGGUGACAGUGGUGAAAUACUGCGCAUUCAAGAUCCCGAACUAUCAGACAGUGGACAGUAUGUGUGUGAAGUGGAGGCACCUGGUUCCAUGUUCUAUCCUGGAAUAGCUGGAGUUGAGUUUGUGGAUUCACCUGGUACGAUGCCGACAACCGGGCCAGUGAUGACAACUCCAUCGGGCACCGCUGUAACUACUGACAAAGAUAUGAAGCCAUUGGUUGAAGUCCUGUCCGACACAGGAACACCCGGACUAAGUCAAGUGCUGGUCAAUAUUCCAGAGCUGAAUGAAACAAUGAAAGGCACGGGUCCUGUUGUGGUAGAAUACCGUCCCAGCGGCGAGGAAGACUGGGUUAGAGUACCUGUACCUACUGGAUCUUCUCAGAUUGUCCUUCCAGAGCUACUGGCCGAUGGGACGUAUGAUAUUCGUGUUGUACUGGAACCAACGGAUACCACUGUAGAUGAUAUUGUUGUGGAGCCAGAGCAAGAAUUUAUUGUUGAUGCUUCCGUUGAUGAUGGAACAACAACGAGACCAAUUGAAGGAAGUUCAGCACCAGGGAUUACCACAGACGGAGGUGUAUUCACAACAAUGCCACCAACACGAGCAGGCUUUUUCGCCACGGUGUCCCCGUCAAGAGUGGAGUUUGAUUCUAACACCAACAAUGUUGUGCUAAGAUGCAGUCACAAUGAUCUAAAUGCGUUAUUCGUGACUUAUCGCUGGACUCUUGCGGAUGGCAGAGAUCUUCCUUUGGGUAGAUUUGAGAUCGGUGGCUUUAGUGGAGAAGUACUGACUAUCCAGGAACCAAUUGCAUCAGAUGCAGGCAACUAUGUAUGCAGUGUAGAUAGUGGUGGAUCCACUGAAAUUGGACCGGGAUCUGCAGAAGUGGUGUUCAGUGCAGUAGCAACCACAACACGAGCAGCAUCACCUGGUACAAUGCCAACAACCAUGUCAGUGAUGACAACUCCAUCAGACACUGUUGUUACUAGUCAGACAGAUACGAAGCCAUUGGUUGAAGUCCUGUCCGACACAGCAACACCUGGACUAAGUCAAGUGCUGGUUAAUAUUCCAGAGCUGAAUGAAACAAUGAAAGACACGGGUCCUGUUGUGGUAGAAUACCGUCCCAGUGGCGAGGAAGAUUGGAUCAGAGUACCUGUACCUACUGGAUCUUCUCAGAUUGUCCUUCCAGAGCUACUGGCCGAUGGGACGUAUGAUAUUCGUGUUGUGCUGGAACCAACGGAUGCCACUGUAGAUGAUAUUGUUGUGGAGCCGGAGCAAGAAUUUAUUGUUGAUGCUUCUGUUGAUGAUGGAAGAACAACGAGACCAAUUGCAGGUAGUUCAGCCCCAAGGAUUACCACAGAAGAACGUGUAUAUACAACAGUGCCACCCACGCGAGCAGGCUUUUUUGCCACGGUGUCCCCUUCAAGAGUGGAGUUUGAUUCUAACACCAACAAUUUUGUGCUCAGAUGCAGUCACAAUGAUCCCAAUGCGUUAUUCGUGACUUAUCGCUGGACUCUUGCGGAUGGCGGAGAUCUUCCUUUGGGUAGAUUUGAGAUCGGUGGCUUUAGUGGAGAAGUACUAACUAUCCAGGAACCAAUUGCAUCAGAUGCAGGCAACUAUGUAUGCAGUGUAGAUAGUGGUGGAUCCACUGAAAUUGGACCGGGAUCUGCAGAAGUGGUAUUCAGUGCAGUGGCAACCACAACACGAGGAGGAUCAACCGGUACAAUGGCAACCACCAUGUCAGUGAUGACAACUCCAUCAGACGCUGUUCUUACUAGUCAGACAGAUGAGAAGCCAUUGGUCGAAGUCCUGUCGGAAACAGCAACACCCGGACUAAGUCAAGUGCUGGUCAAUAUUCCAGAGCUGAAUGAAACAAUGAAAGACACGGGUCCUGUUGUGGUAGAAUACCGUCCCAGUGGCGAGGAAGACUGGGUCAGAGUACCUGUACCUACUGGAUCUUCUCAGAUUGUCCUUCCAGAGCUACUGGCGGAUGGGACGUAUGAUAUUCGUGUUCUGCUGGAACCAACGGAUACCACUGUAGAUGAUAUUGUUGUGGAACCGGAGCAAGAAUUUGUGAUUGAUGCUACCGAUCCAGCACGCACUACAGCACCUCAACCAUCAACAACACAGCCAAUCAAUGCCACUACAACAACAACAACAACAACAACAACAACUGAAGAACCAGUAGUUGCAGUCUACAUUGCUAGCAUAUCUCCAUCCUCGGCGAUGGCCAAUGCCAGUACAGACAGCAUUGUGUUGACGUGCAGUCACGAUGCACCUAACAUCACCUACCCACUCUACACAUGGAGGCGGCAGGACGGCACACCGCUUGAUGAGCGACGUCACCAAGUAAUGGGUCAUGACGGCGAGAUCCUGCGCAUCCAGACUCCUGAACCAUCGGACAGUGGAGAAUACGUGUGCGAAGUCGAAGCACCAGAUGUGAUGUUUUACAGUGGAACUGCCCAGGUUCAGUUUGUCGGUCCAGCACGCACUACUAUGCCACCAACGGCAACAACACAGCCCGCUAUUGUCACGACCACAGCUGAUAUGCCAGAUACAACCAGUAUGGUGGUUACGACACAGGAGCCAACAACACCUACAGAAGUGGUGACCACUGAGCAGCUGCCCACCACUGUUUAUCAAGAAUUCAACGCGGUCGUAUCACCGAGCCGCGUAGUGGUCAAUGCGAGCGUUCCAGCGCUUGUACUCACGUGUGCUCACGACAAGCCCAAUGUCACUCUUGCUUUGUAUAAAUGGCGCCGAGCUGACGGCCAGUUGCCAACGCAGCGCGUGAUGAUAAGCGACCAGUUCGGUGACAUGCUCACCAUUUUCAGGCCUGAGUCAUCCGACGCCGGUGUCUACACUUGCGAAGUGAGCGACCCAGAUGGCAAUAUUCUGCCUGGUUCCGCUACCGUCGUCUACGAGGGUCCACCUCGUACAAUGCCAACAACCGUACCGAUAAUGACAACUGCACCAGUUUCUGUUAUAACCAGUGAGAAAGAUGAGAAGCCAUUGGUUGAAGUCAACACAACCACAACAACACCCGGUCGAAGUCAAGUGCUGGUCAAUAUUCCAGAGCUGAAUGAAACAAUGAAGGACAUUGGCCCUGUUGUUGUAGAAUACCGUCCCAGUGGUGAAGUAGACUGGGUUAGAGCACCUGUACCUACUGGAUCUUCUCAGAUUGUACUUCCAGAGCUAUUGGUAGCCGGAACCUACGACAUUCGUGUUGUGGUGGAACCAAUGGAUACCACCGUAGAUGAUGUUGUUGUGGAGCCGGAGCAAGAAUUUGAGCUUGAUGGUCCUGGGCUUUCUUGGCCAAGCACGCCUGUAGUGUGUCAGUCCGAGGAUUCGGCCACUAUCAGCGCACCACUUGAUGCUGCCAACUACACCGUUGACUAUCGUAUCGUUGACAGAGCGUCCGGCGAGUUGAGUGAGAAGAUAAAACUGUCCAGCAUUGCUCUGUCGGAUCCAACGUUCACCAUCCCAGGUCUCAGCAAUGCCUCUGCUGUAGUUGUAGUGGCUAGUACGGGUGAUGGCCUUGCAACUGAGCCACUGCGUGUCCCUCUACCAGGUGACAUUUUGUGGGACACGGAUGCUGUAAGCGCGGAGACUGUCUCUCCGACGGCAGUGCACAUCACGCUGCCGGCACAGACUGCCGCAAGCCGAAGACUAGUGUACCGUGCGCAGUUGAUGAACCAGCUGUGGUCUGCUUGGAGGGCAGGACCGCGGCUGACGAACACGGCGAUGCUAGAGGCUAACCUGCGCCAUCUCAAGCCAGGCACCAACUACCAAGUGCGGGUUGACUACAUGUCGGCUUCUGGCGAGAGCAGGUCAACAAACAUACUGGAGUUCAGUACUCCGUAUACAGGCACACCAGCAUGGCCCAGAUCAGCUGUUGUGACCGCAGCUCCGACCUAUGUCAUUCUGAACUUGCCGAGGGGCAGACAUCACGGCCGCCAACAUCAGCGGCAGGUGGAGCUAAGCCAGCGCUCGCAGAGCCCAUCCGGCAGCUGGAGUGAUUGGAGCAUUGUGUCGACGAGCGAUGCCGCGCAGACCACUGUCUCCCCGCUGAUGCCCGACAGGCAGUAUGAGUUCCGGAUGCGGAUUGCCAAGCCGGGCUCCCGUCAACCAAGCGCUUACAGCAGAGUGAUAAGUGUGCACACUCCAUCAUCAGGCACUCUGGCAUGGCCAGCAAGUGGAUGUACCAGGUCAUCCCAGGCCACGCUGUCCACCGUCACACUGCGCUCGCCAGGAUCCAGCACGUCUGGUACAUACACCAUUGCCUACAGGGAGAAAGGAUCUGGCCAGUCAUGUGUGCCUGCCGGACAGCCGUGGACAAUGUACCCGAGUCGUCUCUCUGGCCAUUCCAAUGACGAGAUCAUCGUUGGCUACCUACAGCCCGACACAGAGUAUGAGAUUCUGAUAAUGAGUGAGGAUCGGAACGAUGACCUGACACCGGUAUGCACUGCAAAAACCGCUGCCAGAGGUUCGCCACUCUGGCCCGAGUACGCUGUUGAGGAGAGUGGCACCACGUCAAUGUCCCUGAUGAUCAACUUGCCUGAGGAGGACAGGCAGCCGGCUGCGGUGGCUGAUCACUUUGUGCUGUGGUUCAGACCGCAAGAGCCGACCGGCUGGUGGAGCGAGCACUGGACGGAGGUGUUCCGGCGCCUGCCCUACGCCUCGCCCGCAGAGACGACGUACCGGCUGAAUGGCCUCACGCCUAACACACGCUAUCAACUACGACUGCAACCUGUGGUCGGUGGUGUUGCAGGUCCUUUCAGCCCGGUGGCAGUGGUUCAAACUCUUUCUUAUGAAUGCAGCACGAAUGAGAGCUACUCGAGAUGUGCGUCGUCGUGUCCGCUCACCUGCAAUGCACUGCUAUCAACGGCACGCAAUGCCGCACAGCAAUGCUGCUACUGUGUGCCAGGAUGCCAGUGUCAACCAGGAUUUGUACGCAGUGGAAACGCCUGCAUUGAAAUAAGCGAGUGUCCGAAUCUCACCCCGUCAAACGUCUUCCAAGCGCUCAGCAACGCCGUCAAUCUGUUCUCGGUAGCUGAAACUCGGCAGCAGUACUCCAACCAUCUGUCUGGAUCAACUUGCCCAGCUCUGCCCGACUCGAACACGGCAAACGUCAGCUGAUCCCGAAGAGUCACAGAACAACUGAUCCGGCAGAUAUAGCUACAAGCAUACACAUUGAGACACCACCAUGCAUUCUGUUCUGUUUUUUCUCUCUCAAAGACUAGCAAUGUGUGUACACAGAUCACACCGCCACAGAGCAAUGAAUAACUUGCUGUAGGAUUCUUCGAACAGCCAAGCACUCUGCUAGUUUGUUACAAUUUCCUGUAGGGAUUAGAGAAUGUUUGUUGCCCUGCGUACCCUGAUCGCUAUAAUAAUAUAUCAAUACGCUUCCUGGUGAAGAUUAGGAACAUUAUUCAAUGUCACAUUAGGAGACUUCUAGUGCUCAUUUCUCAGAAAAGACAAUUUACGAGCAAUAGAAUGCUGUCAUUGCGCUAGAGUACUACUAGGAUUAGCAGUUUGUAUUUACUAGCACUUUCUUCUUAGCAUCUGUAGCAUGGUAAAUAGCCACAUACCGAAAUGUGUUGUCUACUUUUAAAACUGCAAGACAAGAUACCAUUCAUUCACA
Molecule: messenger RNA, 35959 nt
Organism: Sycon ciliatum
Lineage: Eukaryota; Metazoa; Porifera; Calcarea; Leucosolenida; Sycettidae
Exons: 166
Coding region: 136-35454 (11772 amino acids)
Molecular function (GO): protein binding
Source: RefSeq, a predicted model, not a curated record